UGUUUUUUUACAAAAAGGUUUCAAUAAUAAUAUCACACGGACGUAAACAAUAAAUAUGAAUUUAAUUAUUUCUAUUCUUCUCAUAUUAAGCCCGAUAUUACUCUUAACGGCUCAACACCUAAGUGCAAAUGAGAAAGGAUAUUAUAUCUCCAAGGAUAAGCAAGAUUUUCUCGGAGCCCUUACCUUAUGCAAAACUUACGGUUUGGAACUGGUCAGUCUACGUACUCCAGAAGACGAAGCGGAAUUAGACUAUGCUCUUAAUGAAUUCAAUGCUUCCACGGAAGUUGGUUACUGGUUGGCGGGUACCAAGCUAAAAACUGGCGAUUGGUACUGGGUCACAACGGGUAACAUGGUUUUGUAUACAAACUGGGGCGAUGGGCAACCGGACAAUUCUGGAGGUUACGAAAAUUGCCUUGAACUUGGAAAUUUUAAUCAAUAUCGGCAGCCAAGAAAAUGGAAUGAUUUGAAUUGUACAAUCGAAUUGAAUUUCAUUUGUAAACAACCUUAAUUCUUGUAAUAAAAAC
This is a messenger RNA of Cylas formicarius (sweet potato weevil), 524 nucleotides long. Its product is annotated as C-type lectin 37Da-like. NCBI's taxonomy places the organism in Eukaryota, Metazoa, Arthropoda, Insecta, Coleoptera, Brentidae. The coding region runs from base 56 to 508 and encodes 150 amino acids. Gene Ontology annotation, biological process: biological process involved in interspecies interaction between organisms. The record is from RefSeq and is a predicted model, not a curated record. Gene Ontology annotation, cellular component: external side of plasma membrane. Gene Ontology annotation, molecular function: carbohydrate binding. The transcript has 3 exons.